UCAUUGUUAAAGCGAAUUCGCUAGCGAAAGAAAGUGAUUUUUACCGAGCUAUCACAAUCUUAAAAUGCAUUGUGAAAUAUUCACAUAAAAUGUCUACUGAAGACAGAGACGAGCGCGUUUCCAAAUUGGCUAUAAAAAUGUCAGCCUUGCGCGCACCGCCUUCCAAACAUUUCGACCUGGAGACGGUCACAGGUCGCGUAAAAGACCAAUACAACCGUUUGGGCAAACGAAAAACUUCGUAUUACAUCAAUCACCAAAUGUGGGAAAAGCGGCCAACAAUUUAUCAAGCAGAUAUAGACAAAUCUUACUUGUCUAAGAUUGCAAAAUUCCGCAAAGAGCUGUGUGAGCGGAAUCUGGAACUGAUCUGUGGUGCCUCGGAUAUCCGGCCCUCGAGGUUUUACAUGCCUCCUCCGGAGAUGACAAUUACCACGAUGUUUGAGUUCAACCGUCAGAGGAUGAUUGAGUUUUUGAACCCUGACAGAGAUCUCAUGGCAGACAUCGUCGAUGAUAUUCCGGUGUUCCGAUUCAAGCUCGGUGGUAUAUUAGUUCCCAAAAGUAAGAAGUGUAUCGUGACAUGCCGUCCAUUUCCAUUUCGAUACGGACUCGAAACCCUUCCCGACGGCAGAACGCUUAAAGUGAAGCUCACAAAGUCCGAACUCAGAAACGUGACCCCAACAGCCGUAUUCGAGGAAGGGUGUAUCCCUCUUGCGGUGACACACGUGCAUAGCUUGCUAACACCUGAACAGAAGGAGGCACAACUGAGAAAAGAAUGGCGUCAUUAUGCGCGAUACAUGUUUUCUCUCGCUCUUGGAGAAGCGGAUCAGAAACACAAUCUUGCUUUCAGUUGGUUCACGAGAUUUCGUCCAUUUUCGGUGGACCAUGAGAAAGACCUUGUUGUCAAAGAUAAACAUAGUCAGUAUGUGGUACGUCUUUGUAAAUAUCUUAAAGAGAGACGACAGCAAACAACACGUGAGGCUUUGCUCAAUAAGCUACAACAAGUUGAAGAAGAGCUUCAGCACAGCAAGAUGGAAAGAAAAAUAGAGAGUAUUAAGACAGAAGUUGUGCAGCUGGAAGCGGAAACGAAAUCAGAUAACACAAAAGCUGCUGCGCUUCUAAGAGCAGACACACAUAAACGGGAAACGAUCGGAAAUGAGUUUGAGAAAAUAGACAUUCUCACAGCUCUAAAGAAAGAAAACAAGAACGAAGAGGCAAAGGUAAAUUCAACGAAAAUCGCUAAAAGUAAGAAAAGUACCUUUGUACCAAGACCUCUGCCACCGAUACCAAUACCGACUGAAGAGCUGAAAACAAACUCCAUCCAACCAAAUAAAGCUCAGACAACCGGUGUUGUUUCUCGACCUCUUCCAAAGUUGCGAAAUGAGACAGCAGAGCUUGACAGAACUUCAAACCCGGAAGCAGCAAAAAUGGAAGCAGACGCCUCAUCAACCGACACAACGAUUCUGUUGCGCAAAAAGCCAACUCUGAUUGAAGUGAAACCAUUCGCGAAUGGGGCCCCAACUGUCGAAAGAGAAUUAAAGGCUGAAAAGGUUGGCCGAACACUUUUUAUCAAUGUUGAGCCCAAACCCGAACAUGUUCUUUAUCAGAAGAAAGCCAUCGAUGCGAUUGCAAAAGACAAGUGUGACAAAAUCCACAAUAAAGCAUUCACUGCAGAUCUCUUGGCAAUGACAGAAGAUAUUCGAGUGUUUCGGGGUCAUUUGCUAGAGGCGUUUGAGAACGCCAAAGACGAUUUUCUUCAGAUGGAAAACUUUGAGAUUCUAUAUAAAGGAAUGUAUCAACGAAUGUUGAAUGUUGUUCAGAGACAAAUCACCGCCUUCACGCGAGCUAGGCGCCUUGUGAACAGAUAUUGCAACAAUUAUGAUUUGUGGAUUACAAACCAUAUCGAUGGCUGCUCGGCCUAUGGGUUAUACACAGUAGUUUCAUCAUUGAAGAGUCAACUGCAAAACGAAGAGUCGAGACAACAUCCUAGCGAUGAUGGUGAACUUUUGAGACAAUUAUUAAGGAACAUAAUAGUCUCAAUUGAAUUGUUACAUGGCACACUAGAGAUCGUUGAAACUGCGUGCAAAAUUAAAAAGGCAUUGGUUAAUGAAGAAACUGAAACUAAAAAGCAGUUUGAAAAACUAUUCGUUGUAAAUGAGGAAGCCCACAUUGUUUUGGACGAAUGUAUGGGGUUAAAAACAAGAACUAACGUUGAGUUGUUUAUGGAUAUUUUCCGAUGCGAUGAUAACACUCGAGAGCUCAUGAACAAGAAACUAAAUAACCGAAAGGCUGCUAAAGAAAUGAGAUACAGAGAUGAUGAAACCAGACAGAGAAGAUUCAAAGAAUGGAUGAAUCUGUUGCAUACGCCUGUUUGCGAUCAAUCGACGGGAGCUACUGUCAUAAACAAGCCGAAGGAAAAGUGCAUGACCGUUCCUUUGUCAUCGAAACGAGAAGUGAUUGGUGACGAAAAAAAUGAAAUGUGCUAUAGCACCUCAUCUCCAAAUGAAGACGAUGACGAAAAAAAUGAAAUGUUCUAUAGCACCUCAUCUCCAAAUGAAGACGAUGACAUUGAUUUGGAAAAAGAUGAAUGCCUUUUAUCAGAUUUGGACGAGAAACCUAAGUGUGUAUACACAACGCAAAUACCCGGACCCAUUUCGAGUUGGCGUCAUAUUGGACCAAACGUUAAAUACAUGAAACCACGUUCUGAAGUAAACGGGCCACACUCGCUUGAAAGGAGAUCAACCCGUGUUCCAUUGAUAAAGAAAGGAAGCAGUGAAUAUUGGGGAACAGCUCAAGAGAGUGCCCACGCAAUUAACACUGUUAUGAACAAAGACUGGGGACAAGCGAAAGAGAGCUCUACCCUACUAUACAAGGCAAAAUCCACAUAUGAGAAUAUAAGUACUCAAAGAGAAGGAACUAAACAAAUAAACGCCGCCACAGAUAAGUUCAAUCCAAACGACCCAGAGUACAAAAGAUUAUUAGACUCCUUAAUAAUGUUACAUCGUUUACAGAAACAAGAAUUGCAGUCAAUGAAACGAAUGCAUAAAAAGCAUAUGCAUGAGUAUAAAAGGGAAGAGAACGCCUAUGAAUUGGAACAGAAAAUGUUAAAAAAGAAAAAUUCAAAACGAAGACAGGCUAUUACCAAAAUGAAAAACCUGUUGAAGGACCUUUUAAAACAAGCGAAAACCAAGAUGAAAAACAGGAUAACAAACAAGAUGGAAAAGCUUAUCAAAGGUUGCAACAUACUUAAAAGUAAGCUAAAGUCCAUUGAUGUUCUUAAAAAGAAAAAGAACGAAAAGGCAAAUACGAUAUCCAACACCAAACUGUCUGAAGAGCAUAAAUCAAGCAAUGAAAAAUCAAAUAAAGAUUCUAAAAAUAAAUUUGUCCAACGAAUGAAGAACAAAGGAAGCCCGGCUCUUCAAAGAAUAUAUCAAAAGAAUGCUUUAAGAAGAGAGAAAAAACAAGCGGCGAAAAGCGCAAAUGUAACGAUAACAAAACUCCUUAAUCGAUUGAAAAGAAAAAAAGAUCCAUCUUCCCAGAGUGGAUUAGACGCAUGCCAAAGUGGCUUCAAUGCAUGCCAGAGAGGCCUUAACAGUACAAAUAAAUCUGGCAAGAAUUUGAUUACAGAAACACCGAAAGACAGGUUUAAUCUUAAGGACCCUCAAUACAAAAGAUUAUUAAAUUUCUUAACAAUAAUACAUCGAUGCCAAAAACAAGAAUUGCUGUCAAUGAAACGGGCACAUAAAAAAGAGAUGAAAGAGUACACAAGGGAUGAGAAAAAAUUUAUGAAGGAAUAUUCUAAACAUGUAAAGGAAAUUGCAAAAAAUAAAGAGGCUAUUCAAAAGAAUCGUUUAGAAGAGAAGGAAGUAAAGAAAAUGUUUAAAGAAGUCGGAACCAUACUUGAACGUAGGCCCAAGAAAAUCACUGCUAAUAUGAAAAGGAACAGGAAGGCAACUGAAAAACGAAGAAACAAAGUAAACAAAAUAUUCAAAAAACGGAUAUCAGACAAGGGAAAAUCAAAGAAGGAUUCUCAAAAUGAAUGCAUACAACAAAUGAAGAACGAAAGUAGCCCGACUCUCCAAGAACAUCAAAAGAGUGAGGAAAACAAAGAGCUGAGGCAAUCGAAAAUCGCAAAAGCAACAAUAACGAAACUUCUUAAUCGAUUGAGAAUGAAGAAAGACACGUGCCAGAGUGGCUUAAAUGCAUGCCCAAAUGACUUGAUAAGUACAAAUAUAUCGGACAAGCAUUGUUUAAUAAAAGAAACCACGAAAGACGUGUUUAAUCCAAAUGACCCAAGAUACAGAAGGUUAUUAAAUUUCUUAACAAUAAUACAACGUUCCGAGAAACAAGAAUUGCAGUUAAUGCAAUGGAUGCACAAAAAGCAUAUCAAAGAGUAUAAGAGGGAAGAGAAAGAGUUUAAAAGGGAUCAGGAAACCAAACAUGGCUUAAAUAGUAGAGUUAAAUCGAGCAAGCAUUCUUCAACAACAGACGCCACCACAGACGUGUUUAAUCCAAACGACCCAGAGUACAAAAGAUUAUUAAAUUUCUUUACAACAAAACAUCAUGUACAGAAACAAGAGUUGCAGUUCAUGAAAUGGAUACACAAGCAGCAUAUGAAAGAGUAUAAAUGGGAAGAGAAAAUGUUUAAAAAGGAACAGAAAACAAGUGGCUCAGAAAGUACAGGUAAAUCGUGCAAUCAUCUUUUAACAACAAACGCUGCCACAGACGUGUUUAAUCCGAACGAUCCAAAGUACAUAAGAUUAUUAAAUUUCCUAACAGUAAUACAUCUUUCCCAGAAAAAAGAAUUGCAGGCAUUGCAGCGGAUGCAUAAAAACGAUAUGAAAGAGUAUAAAAGGGAAGAGAGUGCGUUCAAACGGGAACAGAAAACAAAAAGUGGCUUUAAAAGUACAGGUAAAUCGGACAAUAAACUGUUAACUACCAUGACAACAGUUAAAGAUGGAGCUGUUGAAUGCGUUACGAAUUAUACAAGUUCCAAACGUGCAUGUGGAAUUGGGGAAGCGUUGGGAAAUAUGAAACAUCAAGUAUAUCGGAAAGUAGACGCAUGGCUUGAACUGCAAGAAAAGAUCGAAAAAUCGCUGCGCGAACGGAACGUUUUAACUGAUCAGUUGUUAAAACGCAUUGAAGGACAUUCAAACCAAUCAUCAUUGACACAGUAUUCAUCAACGAUACAUUUUGUAUCGGAAAGAAAAAGGAUGAUGAAACAAAUGUCGGGUUUGCGCGUAAGGACACAAUUCAAGACUUUGCAUAUGCGCGAAUAUCGUUAUCUUUUUAACAGAAGGUAUAUGCCGCAUGAACAAACCAGCAAACUUGCUGGCUUUGAGCGGAAAAUGCUUAGCAAAGAAAAACAAUUACUUCUUAAAGAUGAUGAAAUUGAUAUUGCAUUUGAGCAAGUCAUAAUGCAAACGUCUAGACGGGUCUGCUUACUGAAACAGAGGAUAGAACGGUGCAUGGAAAACGAAGAAAAGGAUCGAAAGUUUUGUUUGAAAACAAAACACGUGGAUUUGAACAGAAUUGUGAAACAAUAUGACAAGAAUUUGAUAAAGUUUCAUCACAUGUACCUCUCUAUUGAACGUCGAUUAAGAGCCAAAGUAGCAAAUGUCAAAUAUGAACUUGAAAACAAUUUAAUUAGAAGUACAAUACUGUACAAACAGAUUGAAACAGUGUGUCCAACAUUUUUCGAGAAAUCCAAGUACACAGAUCUACAAUAUUUAAAAGAAUGCUAUACGAACAAGAAAGAGGAAAUAUUUAAUGCGUUUGAUAAAUAUGUAGAAAGCGUGUUAUCAAGUAUGUAUGAAGCGAUUUCUAAUAAAUAUCACAACGAUAUUGCAGCUUUAAAGCGAAUGGAUCUGCUAAAUAGAAAAUGUAUGACGGAAAUUUCUCAAAUCCGCUUGACUUUCUUGCCCAACAUUUAUGGCAUUUUGAAACGUAUGUCACAACAAGUUGAGGAUGUUCAGGAUUUGGUUGACGAUUACAUUUUGGAUAACAUCGACAAACCUUUUUUAUCGGAGAAACAGAAUGCGCACGAGGGAAAGAAACAUGCCUUCAAUGCAUUGAGGAAGUGGAGGGACAGUUACAGAAAGGCUGUUUUAAAAGAAUUUGAGAACAUGGAAAAGUCAGUCAGAAACCAGCUGUUGAACCAUUAUGAGCGCUAUUUUGACGAGGACAAUAAGGACAUCACAAGCAUGUGGUUGAAGCUUCUGACUUGGUUCCGAAUGCGAUAUUCAACAAAGGUUGGAUCAAAUCGAGUCCUUUUUCUGAAAAUGAUCGAAGCCACUCAAGGCCUGGCGUCACAUCCUGAGAGCCGAGCGGCGUUUACUGAAACAACAAGCCAUCCAGACAACGUUUUCAAAUGGAUGAGAAUGAAUUUCCCUCAGUUGAACACGCGCAAAUGCAGACGCACCACGCAAGUGUGUUUAAACGAGAAUGAUAUCGUCGUGGAAGACUUGGAAGACGGUUAUUGUUCGACCUCCAACAACUGCAGACCUGAGCUGCAGAAUCCAAUGGCGAGUGAUUUCAGUUAUAUAUACAAUUCUUUGUCGGCGAUUUGUUUAAAGCCAAAGCGGGAGCAAUACGACGCCUGGAUUCAGUAUUAUCUCAAGAAUACAAAACCUAAACCAAACGAAAGUAUCAUGCUGUCGAACGACAGUCGUAGUUGUACUACGCCACCUGAGAAAAUAGACAGUGCGGACAAUGAAACAAAAACAGAUAAUACAGAGACACAAAAACCAAAGCAGAAGAAAGUUGAGAAAAUGAAAAAGUCGAAGACAACGGACAUAAAAACUGCCAAGAAAACGGACAUUACAACAGACAAGACAAACGAAAAGAAGUUGAAGAAAACGAAACAGUUUAGCCAAAAGGAGAACACUGCAAAGAAGAGCUUUGGUAAAAAGCUAAAACAUAUGCUUCGGAAAAGUAUGCCUUUCCGAAAAGCUGUAUCACUCAACGGGAGUGAGAGUAAAGUGUCUGAUCGGGCGAAUAAUGUGUUACAAAAAGAUGAUGAAGCAUUAUUGCAAAACAAUGACCUUGUUCAGACAGAAAUUAAGGCUCCAAGUACGACUGAAGUAACCAUUCACCAAGAAAUAGACGUAAAUGAAUUUAAAGGACCAGAGAAAAAAAUGAAGUGGUGGAAAAGAGUUUUCCGCAAAACAAUAGCAAGAUCCAAGACGUCCAGCGGUAGAAACGGUAUCGACGAAGCCGUUGACGCAUUGGAACCAAGAACAGACUACGACUGGACAAAGGACCCGGGUUGGCAAAACGUUCAGCCGGGUACAAGUUCCGGUUUUGUAGCCGCCGAACCCCCCACGCCUGAGGAACUCGCAUUUAACGGGCGCGUAUGGUCGGAUACGGACUCGGACAGCGACUAUGAGGAUCACACAUCAGACGCUGAGCGCAAGGCGAAUUACGUCGACUCACUCCUUGCUCAACUGGACAAUAAUCAUCGAUCAGGGGCCGUCGGUGUAGAAAAGAACACCGCGGAAAACAGAGCCAUCACCGAUGCGAUCUACGCGGCCUUGGAUGACAUCUGGGACGAUGGCGACGGUGGUCUGUAAAGGGGUACUGCCGUUGAAGACGCCGUUGACGCUUCUCUUAUCGCUCAGCUGACGAUGAGAAAUCAGACAUAUUUAGACUUGUUAUAUAUAAUUCGUUGUAAUAUAUGUGAAUAUCAAAGCUCUGUGAUAAAUAAAGUGUCUAUAAAUUC
This is a messenger RNA of Dreissena polymorpha, 7714 nucleotides long. RefSeq lists its product as uncharacterized. Lineage: Eukaryota; Metazoa; Mollusca; Bivalvia; Myida; Dreissenidae. The record is from RefSeq and is a predicted model, not a curated record. The transcript has 3 exons. The coding region runs from base 90 to 7565 and encodes 2491 amino acids.